This is a messenger RNA of Talaromyces marneffei, 3582 nucleotides long. RefSeq lists its product as uncharacterized. Lineage: Eukaryota; Fungi; Ascomycota; Eurotiomycetes; Eurotiales; Trichocomaceae. The record is from RefSeq and is a predicted model, not a curated record. Bases 1 to 3582 code for a protein of 1193 amino acids. Gene Ontology annotation, molecular function: protein binding. The transcript has 2 exons.
AUGGCAUUGGCAUUGGCAAUGAGUGCUCGACUGAAGCCGGAAAUCAGGCUGGCGCAAGCCGUAUCUGAAUUCGAGGCCGAUCUUACCAUGGAGCAAAAACUUCGUUUCAACUCAUGCCGAGCCCAAGUUCACAAAACCCCGCCGGAGAUUCACGAUGUCAUGCAACUAACGGCGGAGAUCGACCAGAAAAUAUCGCCCAAGGUUGGUCGCGGCCGUUGCUACGGCCCGCGACUUACAAACUUUUUGCAAGGUGUUCAGCAGUUUGUCGGCCUGGGUGAUAUCCUGGUAGGCGGCUCCCAGAAUCUGGUUGCAUGCGGUGUGUGGUCACUUGUGCGAAUGUCCUUAAUGUCGCUAGUGAAUUCUGCUUCAUAUCUCGAGAAAGUAUCCCAACUUCUCAUGAUUGUUGGUCGGGGAGCGCCUCGGUACCAAAGCAUGGCGGCAAUAUACCCUCGGUCAAAGGAACUGCAAUCAAAUCUGUGCGAGUAUUUUAUCGUGGUGGUUCGUCUAUGUCACCAUAUUCUCAAAUAUACCCAAAAGUCGACAGUUAUGCAGUUCACGACUACUCUGAAUACUUCAAAUCUGGAUUCUUUCCAGCCGGAGCUUGAGAUUUGGGCCACAGCAAUCAAGGAAGAAGUGAAUAUAUUGAUGGCCAAGAGAUCUGAAGAUGAGGCGACCAAGAAUUCAAAGUUCAGAGAUUGGUCCCUCAGUUUCAGAACUCUCGAGUCCCAUCAGAAACAACUUGCGGUAACUCGACGAGUCCUUGAUUUGUGUUCAAGGUAUGACUACCAGGUGAAGUGGAAACAAGCACGGAAGAUUGGAAAUUCGACGGUGUUCCACUCGGAUGACAUGUAUCAAUCUUGGAAGAAACUCCAGACUUCGGCCACUCUCAUUUAUACGGGAAGGCUAGGGUCUGGCAAAUCUGUAUUAAUGGCGAAUAUUGUUGAUGAUCUGAACCUGAAUGUCGAGGACAAGACCGCUGUGGCAUAUUUCUUUUGCAGACAUGACGAGGCAGAAAGUUUGAAGGCCCAAACAAUCAUCGGCUCUCUGGCCCGACAACUUCUGGUCGCCUUCAAACCUUCCGCUCUUGAUCCAAAGAGAUUCGAUGAGACCGAACUGAAAGAUAUAGACAGUCUUAUCGAACUGCUGCAUACUGCUUUACCACUCAUGCACAGAGCAAUAUUUGUAUUGGACGGUCUUGAUGAGUGUGACCAUCCAGUGGCAAAGAAAGUGAUUGGGUAUCUUCGAAGGAUGCAAUCAACUUUAAAUCUGCAUAUAUGUAUUUCUUUGAGACUGGACGCGAAUAGACUCCUACGGUAUGCCCGUGAACAGCUUGUUCAAUGUACCAAGACUUCGAUCCCAGUCGACAACCCAGACAUUGAAAGCUUCAUUGAGCGCGAAUUAGAGAAUCGUAUCCAGUCAGAUGAGCUGGUAAUAGGCGACCCAGAGCUAAUUCUCGAUGUCCGAGAUAGCCUCAUGGUUGGAUCACAGGGGAUGUUCCUCUGGGUGGCUCUUCAGAUCGACAUUCUUUGUACAAUGAAGACAGAUCUUGGGAUUCGCCAAGCGCUGGAUAACCUUCCCAGGGAUCUUUCAAAUACAUUCACACGCAUCUUGAAGAAACACGAGCAAAAAAUAAAACCAGAACAGCGAACGGUUCUGGAGAUUCUCACGGUGGCUCAGCGUCCUCUGACUAGUGAAGAGCUUCGAGAGGUUCUCAGUGUGACACCUGGCGACACCACUUGGGAUCCAGGGAAAUUACUUAACGAUGUGAAAUCAGUUUUAACAUACUGUGGAAGUCUCGUCACUAUUGAUGAAGAAGAUUCUACCGUUCAAUUUAUACAUCACAGUGUCAAACAAUUUUUGAUUGAGGAUUACCGUGAUUCGAGGGGCGCGGAGCUUGAUAUCGAUGAUGCCAAUAUGAGGAUGGCCAGGUUGAUUCUCACUUAUCUCAGCUACGACCAAUUCGAUAGGCAGCUGUCUACAUCAGUUGUCCCACGCCUGAAUGUUACGCCGUAUGAUAUCGUCAAAUCAACGGUUGAUUCUCACAACAGCGUCCAAAGUGCCGCUUUGAGGCUCCUCAGGCUCAAAACAAGGAGCUCAAAAACAAGGCAAACUCAGGAUAUAGGAAGAACGAUCCAAGCUAUGAAUGCACAACAUCACGUACCUCGUGAUUAUACCUUUCAGUUUCUUAGUUAUGCAAAAUUAUACAGCAUAUACCACUUGUGUGCGACGUCAGCAAGUAAGAUACCGGAAUUAUGCCUACUUGGCAAGAUCCUUGAUAGGCGUGUUCUAUCUGUUAAUGAUGCGCUCCCGUACACCGAACCACCCUCCGCUGACCAAGAACCACCCUCCGCUGACCAGGAAACAAGACUCUGGUCAGAAACAAAAACACCAAGAAAUUCAUUAGAAUUCCCCCUUGAAUCCCCCAUCCUGACAUCAUCUAACCAGAGAAGUGGGCGAGGAGGGGCCUUGUUUUUCUGCGCCUGUAGCCUAAACAAUUCGGCCCUUUUGCGCAGAUUGAUUCAGGUCGAUCGCGUUGACCCGAACCAACAGAAUGAACAAGAACAGACCCCAUUCGCAUACGCCGCUAUGAACGGAUAUGGAGAUGCUGUUAAAGAACUGCUACGUACCAUAAGUGUCAAUCUUCAAUCAAGUGACGAAAGCGGUUGUACUCCACUUAUGUGGGCUGCACGUCGCGGAUUUGCAUCUAUUGUGCAUGACUUGGUGACUCCAAAUCUAGAGUUUCAUUACUCAGAAGACAAUGAAAAUUGGCUACAGCUUGCACGAGAGGCACAUGGUAUGCCUCGCGAUAGUCACGAGCGCGUUGAUCUUAACUCGGUAGAUCUGCACGGGCGGACAGCAUUAUCCUUUGCUGCUCAUGACGGUAAAUACGAAUGUGUUCGCAAAUUACUUGAAUAUGGCGCCGACCGUACAUUAACAGAUGAUAUGGACCGGAUACCGUUGAUGCAUGCUGCUAUGUCUUAUAGUGCACAGACCGUUCAGCAAUUCUACGAUAUUCCCGAUCCAUAUUACGCCAGCGACUUUCCUGAUUCUGAAGAUGUAGAAGGACGGACGGCUAUAUCCUAUGCCGCCGAGGGAGGGACAUUUGAAAUUGUUCGCAUUUUUCUGCUUGAUCUACGAAUUGACCCAGAUUCGCGAGAUCACAAGGAGCGGUCGCCAUUGUCCUAUGCCGCUCAGUAUGGGAUACUCGAUAUCGUUGAUGCUUUUCUUGCAGAUGAUCGUGUUGAUCCGGAUUCAAGAUGUUCCCAUGGGCGAUCGCCUCUCUCGUGGGCCCUUGAGAGGAAUAAGCCCGCAGUGGAGAUUGUACAAGCAUUCGUCCGCACUGGUAGAGUCGAUAUCAAUUCAGAGGACAACCACGGCCAGACGCCCUUGAUAAGAGCGGUCAUUCGUCAACACUACUCUAUCGUGCCAGUUCUUCUCGACUAUGGCUGUAACAUCACUAUCAAGGAUAAUGAAGGGUGGACUGCUUUAGAUCAUGCAGUCGAGAACGGAAACGAGGAUAUCAUACGUAUACUUCGUGAUCAUCGUCCAGGUUCGGCUGGAAAAAAGGUAUACACAUCUUAA